GCUCCCCUUGACUUUCCCCUUCACAUUAGUGCAUGCAUCCAGAGGAGCAGAGGUUUCACUCGAACCUGGCCGCUAUACCUGAAAGCGCGAGAUAACAGGGACCUGGCAAUGAUCUCACUGGACUUCAAUUUGAAUGUUUUGACAAGGGACCUGUCACUUUAUCUGGAAAACCAAGUGAAAGUUGGACUUUUUGGAUCUGGAGUACUGUCACUGGUGCUCGGCUUCAGCGCAGCUUAUGUCUACUAUUACUUGAUCUCUGUCGCGAAGAAGCCCCAACUGAUUUCCGGUGGUAAGAAGUUCUACCAGUUCCUGCGGGACCAAUGUCCCGUGGUGUCAGAGAUCUACUACCCCACAUUCUGGUGCUGGGAGAGCCGGAUCCAGACGGUGCUUAGGCCAUUCGUCACGGCUAAACCGGGGGUCAGCUACAGAAAUGAGCUCAUUGGAGCAGCAGAUGGAGGGCAGAUCUCUCUGGAUUGGUUCGACAACGAUGACAGCGCCUCCCACCCCAACUCGGCCACGCGCCCCACCGUCCUGCUGCUUCCAGGCCUGACCGGCACCAGCAGAGAGUCCUACAUCCUCCACAUGGUCCAGCAGAGCAGGGAGCUGGGAUAUAGGUGUGCUGUAUUCAACAACAGAGGGGUGUCUGGAGAAACUCUCUUGACCCCCAGAACGUACUGCGCUGCCAACACAGAGGACCUGGAGGCUGUCAUCGAACACAUCCAGAGGACAAAUGAGGACGCCCCUCUCAUGGCCGCUGGUGUCUCCAUGGGCGGGAUGAUGCUGGCAAACUACCUGGGGAAGAAGGGCAGGGAGACGUGUCUGAAGGGCGUGGUUGUGUUCUCGGCAGGCUGGGAUGUGUUUGCGUGCACAGCGUCACUGGAGAAGCCUCUGGACCGCUUCCUCUUCAACUCUUACCUCACUAGCUGCCUGCAGGCAGGUGUGGACAGACACAAAUCUGUCCUUGAGAAGAGUUACGACAUUGAUCAUGUGAUGAAGGCCAAGACCAUCCGUGAGUUUGAUGAGAGGUUCACGUCUAUAAUGUUUGGCUACCCCACCAACGAUGACUACUACCACGAUGCCAGUCCCAUCCACAAGCUCAAGUCUGUGCAGGUGCCCAUGUUGUGUCUAAACGCUGCAGACGACGUCUUCUCCCCCUGUCAUGCCAUUCCAGUGGAGGCAGUGAAGCAGAACCCUAACCUAGCCCUCCUUAUCACUUGCCAUGGGGGCCAUAUAGGUUUCCUGGAGGGCCUGUGGCCCCGACGGAGCACCUACAUGGAUCGCGUGUUCAAGCAGUUUGCCAAGGCCGUCAUCGAACAGGGUGGUGACCUGAAUGACCUUUCCAGCUAGACCAGUUCUUCUCUUUUUCAUUCUCUCUGUCGUUCCUUCACACCUUCCUUUUCUCCCUCUCUCUUUCCUUCAUUCCUUUUCUCCUUCCCCCAGUCCUUCUCUCCUUACUUCCUCGUCUCCAUCCCUCCCUACAAGCAAAAAAAACAUUUUCUUUUGAAGUGAACACCCUGUCACAAUACAACAUUUGUCCGUCCAUUCAUGUAUUCCUUCAUACAUGAAUUCAUUCAAUGUAUGUCCCCAUGAAUUCAUACGAUGCUUAUUCGAAAAAGUGAUUGCAAUUGCUCAUGUCGACGGUGAAAAGAUGAGUACGUUCACAUUAGUUGUGCUAGCUAAAUGUGUGUGGUGGAAAUACUUUUUCAAGUUAACAGAAGUACUGUAGGACAUAUUUUCCUCUGUCUUUCCCCGUCCUUCAGUGUUCUCAACAACAACUUGUGUAUCAGUAGGAUUUUAGUCCUCAGGGAUUGUAUUUAUUUUUACAUAGUCUGUCUCUGUCUGUCUGUCUUUGUUAUGAAUGUGAAUGUUUUAUGUUGAAGAUCGUUAAUUCCUUUUUAAAGAAAACACAAAAAAAUAACUAUAUCUAAUCUCUCAUGACAGACAGCUAGCUGCUAGAGUAGCGUGAUACUUGGUUCUUGGUUCGAGAUGAUAACUUCACCUUACCCGAACAGAUCACAGUAUUUAUGUUCUCUUGAAUUGUUCUGCAUGCAUUUUUAUUCACACAUUCUACCUGUGCGCACACCAAAUAGCUCUAACAAUGUAACUCAUUAUUAAUGAUAAGGAAUGUGAAAUUGCACUAUCUUAGUUUGAACGACCCAUGCCUCUAAUUCCUUCAUGCAAACACACUUGACUUCAAUUAUUUUUAAUAUGUAAGUAACUAUACCCAAAAGGCCUAAUAAAUGAAUAUACAAAUACCACAGGGAGGUUAUUGUUGUCCAGGUUGUUAAAGACACAGCCAAGUCUUAAUUACUUCAUGGACCAGUACUGUAUUUUACCCUACUUGUAGGGUAUUUGCUGAGCAUAUCAACCUGAAACCUCAUGUUAAAAUGAAGGUGCUAGAUUUAUUUUACCUUUAACCUUUAACCUUUAUUUAGUUUAGUUCUGCUUAAGACAACAAUGAGAAUGGAGUUGUCAGUCAGUUACGAACAAAUUCUUAUUUUCAAUGACGGCCUAGGAACAGUGGGUUAACUGCCUGUUCAGGGGCAGAACGACAGAUGUCAGCUCGGGGGUUUGAACUUGCAACCUUGCGGUUACUAGUCCAACGCUCUAACCAAUAGGCUACCCUGCCGCCCGAUACAGUGGCGUGUAUGAUAUAUUGCACAUUUGAACAUAGGAUUGUGUUACAGUAAGAUGGGAUGUAUGCAUACCCUCUGUGUUGACUGUGAUCCUGCGCCAGAUGCAUAUUUCAUCAAUGCAGCCUGGUUGCCAAUUUAGUUCUGCUUAAGACAACAAUGAGAAUGGAGUUGUUUACCAUAAAGGAGUUCGCAAAAGUAGCACCAGAUUUGGCAACCGGACUGUCACCAAUGCACUGUUUCAGACAUUGUCUGCAUACAAAAUGGCACCAUAUUCCCUAUAUAGUGCACUACCUUUGGCCAGAACCUCAUGGACCCUGGUCAAAAGUUUUGCACUCUGUAGGGAAUAGGGUGUCAUUUCAAAUGCACCUAUGACUUUAUUCCUGUGGAAUUUGUAUGUUUCUUUAUUCUGCCCCGUGGCCAUUAAGUAGCAUGUGUCUCAUCGCCAUCACGUCCUGAACCUUACGACUUAGAACACCGCAUCAUAAUGAGUAGCACAAAGGACAUAUUUUGUUAGUCAUUAUAUUUAUGAUAUUAUAUUUCAUUUUAUAUUAUAUUUAAAAUAAAAAAUAAAAACAUUCUAUUUAACAUGCCUAGCAAUAAGAUUUUCAAAUUAAAUUGUCUAUGUGGUAAAAGUACCAGUAUAUACAUGUAUCAAUAUGAAGUGAAUUUUGCUGUAUGUAAUACAUUACUAGAUUAAGCCUA
Messenger RNA from Oncorhynchus mykiss (rainbow trout), 3338 nucleotides. RefSeq names its product phospholipase ABHD3. Gene Ontology annotation, biological process: medium-chain fatty acid biosynthetic process; phosphatidylcholine metabolic process; medium-chain fatty acid catabolic process. Lineage: Eukaryota; Metazoa; Chordata; Actinopteri; Salmoniformes; Salmonidae. Gene Ontology annotation, molecular function: glycerophospholipid phospholipase A1 activity; acetylesterase activity; A2-type glycerophospholipase activity. The record is from RefSeq and is a predicted model, not a curated record.